UCUGAAUUGAACGAGCCACCACGACACAGUGAAUAUGUCUACCGCGAUCUGCCACCCAAGGUUGAUCCACCACAGUGUAGCUCAUAUAUGCCUUUUUCUUUUGAUUUGAAUGAUCUGCCACCUAUGUCCGAGCAGAACUUUGUUUAUCAAGACCCGGCACCAUCAACUCAAUAUGGUUAUGAUCAUUACGAACUGCCACAACAAAACGAAUAUUAUUAUCAGCAGCCAAUAAUGGAGGAACCGACACGGUAUACACAUCCACUGAUUCAUGAAAUUCCAUCUUUCUUUCAACCAUAUGUCAUCGGGAUUGAAGAUGUUGAAGGCGAUGGAAAUUGUGGUUUUCGGUCAGUAGCUGUUGCUAUUGGUCGAGAUCAACAUGAUUGGCCAUCGAUUCGUCAUGAAUUAUUGCAGGAAUUGCAUACCAAUAAAAAACACUAUAAAAUUUUUUUUGGUGAUUAUUAUAAGGUUGUGGAACACUCCUUCAAAUUUCAAGGCAUUGGAUUUGCACCGAUUGAGCAUUGGAUAAAAAUGCCCGAAACUGGUCUCGUGAUCGCGAACAAGUACAACUGCAUUUUUUAUUUUUUAACAGAUGCAGGUAGUUACACAUUCUUUCCGCUUUGGACAAGUCCACAAGCUCCAGAACUAAAUCAAUCCAUAGCAAUUGCAUUUGUUCAUGGAAAUCAUUUUGUGAAAGUGGAUUUGCAAAAUGGACAUCCAAUGCCCAAAGUUUCUCCGUAUAAAAGUGUCUGUAUGAAAGAAUGGAGACAAAUGUAUAAGGAUCGUCUACAAUUGUAA
This is a messenger RNA of Striga asiatica, 795 nucleotides long. The record is from the annotation of a GenBank genome assembly. NCBI's taxonomy places the organism in Eukaryota, Viridiplantae, Streptophyta, Magnoliopsida, Lamiales, Orobanchaceae.